Molecule: messenger RNA, 5018 nt
Organism: Carassius gibelio (silver crucian carp)
Lineage: Eukaryota; Metazoa; Chordata; Actinopteri; Cypriniformes; Cyprinidae
Product: vascular endothelial zinc finger 1
Exons: 6
Coding region: 1160-2596 (478 amino acids)
Biological process (GO): regulation of transcription by RNA polymerase II
Cellular component (GO): nucleus
Molecular function (GO): DNA-binding transcription factor activity; RNA polymerase II cis-regulatory region sequence-specific DNA binding
Source: RefSeq, a predicted model, not a curated record
GUCACGCAAAUGUUAUUAUACCCUACUACUUCUGGAAAAACAGUUUUAUGAAGCAUGACCUUUUAAUCUCUUUGUGACCUAUUAGAAGGGAACCCCGCUGAUAAUAAAUCGGGUUAUUAAGUUAAUUCAGUUCAGGACUCGCUCUAAUUAUAAAACGAUCCUAAAAUAGAGCGGACUGUGUCUGCGUCUUCAGCUAAUCGCUCUCGUGUGUCUGCUGGGGGAUUUAUAGGAAUGAAUCAGGUUAAAAGGGGCACACAAGUCUGUCCCAUGUUCGCUGCAUUUGGUCUUUCGGUGUUUUGAACGAAUCUUUUAAACGAACGAGUCGUUUUCGUUCACUUCCAUUCAUCAAUGAGUCAUCUCAGAGCAUGUCGUUUGUGAACAAACCGAAUGAACUACUAGGACUUCUCGUUCAUUAAUGAAAUAAAAAAGCAUCGUGCUGAAGAUGCUUGAUUCUAUUGACUCGGUUAAGUGAUUCAAAGAAUCAUUCACUACUGGAGCAUCCUGCAGACUGGGACACAGAAAGCAUCAAUGGAGGAGUGUAAACAAACCAUUUUAGUGAAAAGAUUCAUGUCGUUUAUAUUAAUCAAAAUCCCUAACAUCAGUAGACAGAUAAAUUAAGCCUUGAUUCAUGUCAUUUAUAUUUAAAAAAUCCCGAAAAUUAUUAGGCAGAUAAAUUAAACCUUAAUAUACAUAAUGUAGUAUUUAAAUGUAUAAAAAUAGACUUUACAUGUAACGUUACAAUGAUACGAUAGAGCAUGUCUAAUAGUAUAAAGGCAGAGAAAUCCUGCAGUCAGUCUCGCGCAGUGAGUUAUGACGAGUCUCGCGACAGUUCCACGCUAUUCAUCAACUUCACUCUUGUUUUUUUGGAGCGUCCCGAGAGACUGUCGAGAUGGAGAUAAAAAACAGGGGUGCUUUGAAAAUCGCUAGAUUCAGUACCUCGUACAUUCAGUGCCCUCGACGCAUGCACAACGUGUCUUGUACCACGCAAAGUGUGUUAAUAUGUUUGUAAUAUACCAUACUGUAAAACUGAAUAGUUUUUUAUUCAUUAAAUAAUUCAGUCUGCUAUGUUUUUCCCCUCUCCCGCGAGUGGUACGUUCCGCGGGGUGGCGGAAGUCUCGCUCUGCCAUGUUGAGCGCUUUGUUUCUGUGAGUGAGACGCGAUGAUGGAGCAGAGCUGGAGCUCUUUCUUAUUCCAGCAGGCUAAUGAAGCCCUUCACCACCAGCACCAUGUGGCCCCGAGCAGCCUGCUGCCACUGCUGAACUCUGAGCCACAGGACCAGAAGCCUGUGAUGCCCAUUCUACUGGACCACAAGCCCCCCGUCAGUGCCGCCGAGCUCCUCAAGGACAACGUAGCCAGUGGGACAGGGGGAGGAGGGGGUGGGAAUGCCGGAGGAGGUGGUCCAAUGCCCGUGAUCAAGAAAGAGCACAAGAGCAAGACGCCAUUCAUCUGCGGCUACUGCAACAAGGCCUUCCGUGACAGCUACCACCUCCGCCGGCAUGAGUCCUGCCACACCGGCAUCAAAAUGGUGUCCAGACCCAAAAAAACGGCGCAAGCCGCACCAACCAUGGUCCCACUCAUCUCCACCAUGUCCCGUGAGACCACGGGCGACCCUGCCUACAUCUCAACCAUUGCUGGCAUCCUUUCCACGGCGACUACUUCCACGUCCUCCUCUUCUACCAUCAUGUCCCCGAUGUCCAUGUCCAAUGUGACCCAACACAGUGCCCCCAAAAAGCCACCCAAACCUGUAAAGAAGAACCAUGGCUGUGAAAUGUGCGGGAAAGCCUUCCGGGACGUUUACCAUCUGAACCGUCACAAGCUGUCACACUCGGACGAAAAACCAUUCGAGUGUCCUAUAUGCCAGCAGCGCUUUAAGAGGAAAGAUCGCAUGACGUACCACGUGCGCUCACACGACGGAGGCGUCCACAAGCCUUACGUCUGUUCUGUGUGUGGAAAGGGCUUCUCGAGGCCUGACCAUCUCAGCUGCCACGUGAAGCAUGUCCAUUCUUCAGAGAGACCUUUCAAAUGCCAAGUAACGGCCUGUACAUCAGCCUUUGCCACCAAAGACAGACUUCGGUCACAUAUGAUUCGGCACGAGGGGAAAGUCACUUGUAACGUGUGCGGAAAGAUGCUGAGCGCCGCCUACAUCACCAGCCACUUAAAAACACACGGCCAGAGCAACUACAACAAUGCCUGUAACAAAGGAGAUUGGCAGUGGAACCACUCAGGGCUCAGAAAAGAUAACAGUGACGUCUGCAACUCUGCCGCCACCACGCCAGUUACAGCCACAAACCCCAUCACCACUGCAAUGAACCGCGGCCACACCAGCCACCCUGUGACCAUAGCAGCCCAGAUGAACAUCUCUACCAACACGGUCAACAUCACGUCUCCCGUCAGCCUGCAGCACCCGGUUACCAUCACCGGCCCAGUGAACAUCGCAUCAGUCAACAUCCCAGCCACAGCGCCCAUGAACAUCGCCCACCCAGUGGCCAUCACCACACCCAUGUCCAUGAACAUCGCUACUCCGCUUAACAUCGCCAUGAGAUCUAUGGACUCUAUGCCCUUCCUGUCCCAAAUCUUACCGUCUUCUCACUGGUAGAACCAGGGGCGCUGACCAGCAUUUUUGCCCUGACUGCCGUGCUACUGACGCCUGAGUGGCAUGAACCAACCCAUCCCAUGGCUACAUUGCAACACUAGCAGAAGAUUUGCACGGAUUUCCAACUCUCUCUGGCCUUCAAAUAUGUUUGCGUUUUGCGCACCUGCUGAGCAGCUCUCUAGCAAGGCAUUUCGCAAACCCAUCUGAGCACUUCAAACCCCGACGAAGGACAUUUUUAAGGACAAAUGCAAUAAUUGAUGUGCAUUUCGAAUUUUUUUUUUUUUCAUAAACAGUGCCGAUGAGCACCUCAAUGAUUUUGAAGUGUAACCUGCUAAUCGGUAUUUAAGGAAAUUAAUUUGAAAUGAACUGUUGCUUCCAUUGGGAGGGAGGAUUUUUACAAUAUUUUCUUACAUUUAGAUUUUGCGCAGAGGUGUGAGUGCGUGCGUGCAUUUGUAUGUGUGGCAAAUCUGAAGCGGUACAGUAGAGAACUUUUUUAUUGUUAUUAUUAAUGGCGUUCAUCAUGUUUACAACUAUUUGUUUUUUUAAUGAGGGGAGGGCAGGUUCUUUCGCAUAUUGUUUAUGUGGCCAUUGUUAGCUGUUGCGUGUUUUCUUUUUGUAUACAGAAGAAAACGUUUGGAGUAAGGAUAGAGAGUCUUGAACUGAAAGCAUAUCCAUAGUCUAAUGAGGCAGUAUUAUCUAAAUAUAAAUAUCAUGAUGUGUCCCAAAUGGUGCACUUGAUGUGGUCGCUAUGGUCUCAUGGCCUUUGUUUGUGCAGACUACUACUCGACAGCCUGUGCAGCAUUACUUCACCAAACCGUGGACUCGGAGAAGGACUGUAAGGGCCAAGUGUGUUUUUUGGGACAGGGAUUAUGAGCGUUAGAUAACCAGCUCAUUUAAAACAGCGCCAUCUAUUGGUUGGAGUACCACGUUGAAGACCUAUAAAGGUUUAAUUUGGAUUUUUGCCUGUUAAAAGUAUUUUAUAACCUUGUUUUUAAUAUUUUUAUAUAAUGUUUGCAAGAUCCCUGUUCUAAAAAAAAAAUUUUUACAAAGGAAAUGUCCUGAGAAUAUGAAACGAAUGUGAAUAAUACCAGGAAAAUGCCUUGGAAUUAUUCAUGUUUGUAAAUAUUUCACUUUGUUUUUAUUUCUUUCCUGUGUGUGUGUUUUUUGUUUCAGGUUUUAUUUCUAUUUACUGUUGUUUGUUUUUUUUUGUUUUUUUUUUUUGUUAAAUGUUUUUGUACGUUUUUUUUUUUUUUUCGUUUUGUUUUUUAGAUUUGCUUUUUUAUUUUAAUUUUUUUAUUAUUAUUAUUAUUUUUUUUUUAUGUGUUAUUUCAACAGCAGCACCAUCCUGCUCAUUUUAUUUGGCUCCAGUGUUUUGGAUUUUGUAGACCAUUGUUUCCCGUAGCUAAAGCCCAGAAACACCAUUUAAAAUAAAACGCAUGUCUUCAGUCUGAAAUAAUGGAGAAUGUUUACAGACUGCCUCUGGAAAUUUCUACACUGUGGUGGGUGGUUACGUGCUGGGCUGUGUGGACUAAAGAGUUUAAUUGUUUUGUGUUAAUGAGAACAAUAGUAUAAAGUAGGAAGUGUGAACUGUAAUUCACUACACGGACCUGUCAUCAAUGUGAAGGAAUUUAGGUAUAUAUCGGCCACUUCCUCUACAUGCUUCCUGUGGAUGGAGCAGGUGCCAGAGAGAAGACUGCUGUAGUGAAAACACUAAUUAUUCGACUUGUAUGCCAAUUUUUUUUGUGGGUAGUUUUCCCACCGCAUUAUGUGAUGUGAUGAUCUGGAGUGUCUGAAUGGAUGCCGUCCACCCCAGCACUGAGUCUCAGGAAGGGUAUGCUUUUUCCUGAUCAGACACACUGAAUCCCUGAUCCGUGUGUGUGUUUGUGUGUGUGUGUGUGAAGCAUUUGAUUCUCCCAUCACACUAGAACAAACAAAAGCAUGUUUCUAUCGUUUACUUUGUGGGAGAGUGAGAAUGCACAUUUCUGCAUUUCAUGGUAGAUGCAUUACAAUUGCCUCUUUUAUUUGCCAAAUUGAAACCAAUUAUGAAAUCCAAUGAAGUGAACAUUUUUGAAUUGAGUCUAAUGUUGUUUGUUUUGAUUCAGUUGAUGAACUGGAUGAUUUUUGGAGCCCCUGUGAAAGCGGUUGAAUGUAUAUGUUUGUACAGAAGUGUUUAGAUCAGAAGAUCUUAGAGAACAGAUAGACAUGUGAGCGAAGAAAAGCAAAAUAACCUUUUAUAAAACUUUUGUAUUAGUACAUUAACAAUGGUAAUUUUGUAUAUAUGAAGACUAGGCUUUCUGAGUAGCAGAAAGAAAAACAUUCCUACAUUUUUUUUAAAUGUAAGUUUGUCAGAAAUAACUAUGUAAACAUGCGCAAUGUUUUAUGUGCCUUUUAUUUGGAUUGUCUAAAUAAAAACUGUAAAACAUGA